Messenger RNA from Capsaspora owczarzaki ATCC 30864, 1508 nucleotides. RefSeq names its product solute carrier family 35. Bases 97 to 1314 code for a protein of 405 amino acids. Gene Ontology annotation, molecular function: GDP-fucose transmembrane transporter activity; antiporter activity. The record is from RefSeq and is a predicted model, not a curated record. Lineage: Eukaryota; Filasterea; Ministeriida; Capsasporidae. The transcript has a single exon. Gene Ontology annotation, cellular component: Golgi apparatus.
GUUCAGAAGGGUGAAUCUGUUAUUUUUUAUUAUUAUUAUUAUUUUUAUCAUUAUUCGCUUCUCCCUCCUGAACUCGCUUCACCAGCCGCAACGCAAAUGGAGCAGCAGCAACAGCAGCAGCACCGUCACAUGGGCCACAUGGGCCUUGCUCACCUGCCGGCCGGGCAGCGCGGCUCUCGUGAGCGGAUCAACCUGACUGGCCUCGUCCAUGACACCGCCUCAGAUGGCUCGUCCUCUGCCGGCGGUCAGUCCAUCGCGAUCGGCAUGCCCUCAAUCCACAACAACAUCAACAUCAACAACAUCUCCGGCAGUGGCAACAUUGGCAGUGGCAGCAGCAGCAGCAGCGGCGGCGGCUCGUCCUCGUCCUCGUCCGCCCACUCGGGCCCGUCCCGCAGGGAGCAGAUCGGCACUGCGUUGUUCUACGCCGUCUCGUCCCUCCUCAUCAUCUUUGUCAACAAGAUUGUCCUGACCACGUACGGCUUCCCGUCGUUCAUGGGCGUCGCGCUCGGCCAGUUUGUUGCCACCAUCGUCACGCUGCAAGUGCUCAAGGCGCUGGGCAAGGUCACCUUCCCGGAUCUCUCCAUGCACGUCGCCAAGAUGACCUUCCCGCUGCCCUUGCUCUUCUUCCUCAACACGGCCAGCGGACUGGGUGGCACAAAGCUCACAAGCCUGCCAAUGCUCACCGUGCUGCGUCGCUUCUCCAUCUUCAUGACCAUGGUCCUCGAGUACUACAUUCUCGGCGUCUCCUCCACGCCCAAGGUCAAGCUCAGCGUCGGUCUGCUCAUCGGCGGUGCUCUGAUCGCUGCCGCCGACGAUCUCGCGUUCGAUCCGUUCGGAUACUUUAUGGUCACAGUCAACAACCUGUGCACCGCCCUCUCUGGUGUUGUCCUCAAGAAGAAGCUCGACAGCAAGGAGCUCGGCACCAUUGGCCUCCUCUACUACAACUCGCUCUUCUCGCUGCCAUUCUGCUUUGCGUACUUUUUCCUGUUUGCUCCCGCCGAGUGGAACGCCAUGCUCCAGUUCCAAGGUUGGGGCGAUGCCGGCUUCCAAUUCCAAUUCCUUCUCUCAUCCGUCAUGGGCCUGAUCCUCAACUACUCCAUCUUCCUGUGCACCAAGGCCAACUCGCCGCUCACAACCACCGUCGUCGGCUGUCUCAAGAACAUCCUCACCACCUACCUGGGCAUGUUCCUCGGUGGCGAUUACAUCUUCUCCAUGGCCAACUUUGUUGGCCUGAACAUUUCCGUCUCUGGUAGCGUGUACUAUUCUUACGUCAAGUUUAUCGAAGAGGCACCAAAGGCCCGACCCGCCAAGUAACCGCCCAGUUUCUCCUUGCUACGGCUGGCUGGCCGCGCCGCUUCAAGAGCGGUUUUUGUUUUUGGUAUUUCUUCAGGAUCUGUUUUCUGAUUUGUUUUUUUUUUGUGCUUUUAGUAUUUUAUCUCGUGUUUCGAGUUUGCAGCUUUGCAUUUGAUCGUUGUCGAGCGUUGUUGUUGUUGUUGUUGUUGUUGUUG